This is a messenger RNA of Nezara viridula (southern green stink bug), 4119 nucleotides long. The record is from the annotation of a GenBank genome assembly. Lineage: Eukaryota; Metazoa; Arthropoda; Insecta; Hemiptera; Pentatomidae.
CAGGCGUCCACGAUGGGGCACGCCACGACGCCGAUGGGCUCAACUACCAAGCUCGUAACGGAUCCUAACAAGGGGGCCGGCUGUUGGUUCUGCCCAAGUUUCAGUACCAUUCUAGCGGCUCUUUCCCUCUCUUUCAGUCUCGGCAACAUCCUUCGCUUGCCUAGGCUGGUUCUAAACCAUGGAGGAGGAACCUUCCUGGUAAUCUAUAUUGGUAUCACUGUGCUGUUUGGCAUUCCUCUGUCAUUUCUUGAAAUUGUCUUAGGCCAGUUCUGUCAACAGGGCACAACCAAGUUGUGGCGAGCUGUUCCUCUUCUGAAAGGUGUCGGCUAUGUAAAGGUGAUCUGUUCAUUUUUGCUUGCAAUUUAUUACCCUGUUGUCAUGGCCAUAUCAUUGUUCUACGGACUGUGGACUGUCAAAGGACCGCUUCCCUUCAUUGAAUGUACACAUUCUUUACUGCAUCAAGUAGAACCAGAGGAUUCUUGUUUGGAGAAUACCUUUUUAACUCCACCUUACAAGGACAUUAUGUGGUUCAGUGUUAAUGUUACCCUACUCUUCCUGUUGUGGGCAUUCGUCAUGCUGUGUGUUUGCAGAGGCUCAAAAUCAUAUCGCACAGCUGCAGUACUCCUGACACUGCCAUUGAUUGGAUUAAUGGCUGCACUGCUGUCAAUGAAGCUCACUGAGAGCUAUGAAGGGCUAAAUGUGUUGUUAACUUUCAGCUGGGAUCCUGUACUUAGAUUUGAUACCUGGUAUUAUGCAAUGGUUCAGUUUUUCUUUUCUACGCACAUUGGAUUUGGGAACCUUACAACUUGUGCAGGAAACAUCUAUUCCAAAAGUAGUGCAUUUUGGGUUGCUGUUGGCUACAUAUUCUGCAAUGUUGCUGCAGGAAUAGGAAUGGUGGUGCUAGUUUACAGCUGGCUUGGUGAUAAUAUUGCUACUUUGCAUCAAGUUCCUAUUUUAUUUGUGCUCACUCUUAUUUAUGAUGUUGCAUCCUUUCAGUCAAGCAAUGGACAACUUUGGGCUUCUUUAGCCUAUUUACUGAUAGUACUGUCAGGUUUCACAAGUAUGGUAGCCCUAAUUUAUACAAUAGUAGUUUCAAUCGUUGUCGAGACAAAGAAUAAAUGGAGAUCCUGGUUAAUAACUGCAGCUAUAUGUGCAAUUGGAUUUAUUCUUGGAGUUGCAAUAAUGCUACCCGAAAAACUGAAAUUUCUUCAUAUGCUGGAUCAUUAUGUAAUUGGUCAUAUGGUCGCUAUGUCUACAGCAUUAGAACUAGUAGGAUUUCUAUGGGUGUAUGGUGUUGAUACAUUAUGUAAUGACUUUGAAUUUGUUCUUGGAUAUAAACUAUCAAAAAUAUGGAAUAUCAUUUGGUUUACUACUCCUAUCUUCCUUGUUAUUGUUGAAGUAAGCUCUUUGUUCUUAUUACCAUUAAAUGGAGAAGAUGUCGAAGAUGAUAGAUGGGUUUAUCUCACUGGAUGGUUUAUGUACAUGUUUUUGUGGCUUAUAAUAAUUGUUAUAGGCCUUUGGCAGCUCUGCGCUCAGGUCGAUUACAACUUAGCACAGAAACUACAUAGUUCUCUAAAACCAACAAGAAACUGGGGUCCAGUAGACCCUCUAUAUCGGCAUGGCUGGGUCCAAUGGAGAGACUCAUAUCAAAAUACUGGAGAAAGAGAUUUCACCUUAAAGAGAAGAGGCACACGUGACUACACACAUUCAAUUAAAUCUGAACAGAGGUAUAACACAAUGAGCUUACCAAGACCCAAUUCGACUUAUGUGGUGCAGCUACCAGAGAACUACUGGCCUAAAGCGCAUCAGAAGAAGUCUACAUUAUCAUAGAUCAUAAUUAUAAUUAUUAAUCCAUGAUAAGAAAACCUUAGCUAACGGAUAGAGCUAAGAAUAUCAGCAAUUUGUUAUUUGUAAUUAUACCUAAAUAGGCAAUGUAUUAGGUUCCUUGAAAACAUAUGAUCAAGGUCAAAUAUUUGAAAAACUAUCAUUUAGUAAGUGUGAAAGAUCUAAGGACUUGCCAGAGAUCAUAUAAAUAAAUUAUUUUUCUCUUUUUAAAAACUCAAAUCAGGCUUGAUAGUUAUAUAACGUGUAUAGUUGUCCUUUAUUUGAAAGAUAGAUAGUUAAGUUAAUUUCAAAUCCAAGAGCUCAUCAGACAAUGAGUGAUUUAGUUUAUGUUGGUUUAAAAGACAAUUUGUAUAAUGUUAUAUUAGUAAUAUCAGUGUGGUUCUAGUGAGAACAAGUGAUGUAAUCCAAAGUUAAUCAUUUGACCUCGUUUGCUAGUAAUUAUGUAGAUAAUUUGUUCCGCUUUUGAUUGUACUAUAUAAUGUGACAUAGAUAAGUAUUUCUUUAAUUUUCUUAAGUCAUCUUCUACAAUGAGUUAUUUCAAACGUUAAAACCUAAUCACACUUGAAAUUAAUAAGUAUUCAGAAGCAUAUGUAGUCAAAAACAUUCUCUGUUGUAAGCUAGAAAUUGAUUAUAAAUUAUUUAUUGAGUUUUCAUAAUAGAAUUUAUAGAAAUAUUUAAAAAUUACAGUAGACUCUUAUUUAUCCAGCCAUGUCGAGCUGAGAUAAGACUAAUUAGCCAUCAACAAAUAUUUAAAAACAAUGUAUAUGUAUAUGUAUAUUAAUAAUAGCAAAGUAAGUUUUUAGGUGUACAUAGAAUAAUACACACUCUGUUGAUAAAAUCCGUAUAACUAAAAAUAUUACAUAUUAUUUUAUUUAAUAUUUAUCCUGACAUUAAAAAAUUAUGAAUCAAAUUAUUAAAAAAAUCAAUUUACUUCAUGUAAAAAAAAUAAAUUUUGUUUUAUUUCCAAUUAAUGUUAAUUUUAUUUAUUUAUAAAAACUAAAAAUAGCAUAUAAACCAUUUUUACAGACACCAAAUUAUAAUAUGCAGAUUGAAGAUUUUUAUUGUAAUGAAAUUAGUUUGCAAAAUAUUAUAUUGAGUUAGCUAUUACGUAAUUGUACUUACUUUAUAAAAUAUUAUAUCUCUAGCUAUCCCUUAUUUAAGAGGUGGAUAGUUAAUUUAGUACAGCAGAGUAUAAAACCAAGCAUGAAUAUAAUGUGAAUACAUCAUUCAUUAUAAUAAUACCAAUACUAUUAGUAUAUAUACAUUCCUGUCAAUUUUACUUAAAUGAAAACAGUGAAAAUAAAAUCCUAAAUAUGCGCAAAAUUGGAGAAAACUUUAGGUCUUCACGUAACUUUCUUUUAUAAUUUCUUUAAUACUUGGUCAAAAAUAUAAAAUGUUACAGAUUUUGUUACCAAUUGAGAUUAUAUUUUUGAAAUUGUUUAGCUAAUGACAAAUAUUACAAUUCAAUCAUGAUAUAAGUACUGUAUAAUGUACUUCCUAUAGUUAUUGCUGUGAGAACUUAUUCCUACAGUAAACAAUAACUAUGUUUGAAUUGAUAGGUUUAUAUUUAUGCCAGUACUUAAAAUUUUAAUUGUUGAUAAUAGAAUUUAGUAAUGCUAAUGCGUUAUUAUUUUAUUCCUUAAUGUACUUCAGCAAUAACUUAUAAUAAUGACAUCACAUAUUUAUAAUCAAUAUAAUCACAUUAGUCUAAAAACCUUUAUUUUCAUCUUUAUUGGAAACUUAAAAAGACUGUUAUAUGUUAUAUAUGUAUUUUUUUUUUACCUUUGUAGCUGUAGAGUAUAACAUAAAUAUUCAUUUUAAAAAUGAACCUUACUUUAUUAGUAACUAUAUAUUUAUUAUUAAAACAAUGAAUUAGAUUCUUUAAUGCAUGUGUUCAUCGUUUAUAAUGCCCAAGAUACAAGCUGAGGUUUAUAUAAUGUUAAAAAAUAGAAUUUUAAAACAUCAAGCCUCAGUUUUUUUUGUUGUUUUUAGUUAAAAUACACUAUAAUUGUAAAUAUAUUUUUUAUAUUCCUUUAUUGUGAGUGAAACUCACAAAUAUGUUACCCUUAUAGUAAUUAUUUUAAUUGAAUUAUUUAAAUUAUUUUUCUAAUUCUCUCUAAAUAUAAGUUUUUUGUUUUGUUUCAUUGUAAACUACUAUAUUCUGAAAAUCUAAUGAAUAGUAAAUGAAAUCUGUCAUGAACAUUAUUUAUCUGGAAUUACGCCUUAAAAAUUAAAAAAAAGAAUAUGUAUUAUAUUAUUUAUUAAAAUAAUAAA